Messenger RNA from Equus quagga, 1474 nucleotides. RefSeq names its product parvin gamma (gene PARVG). The transcript has 12 exons. Gene Ontology annotation, molecular function: actin binding. NCBI's taxonomy places the organism in Eukaryota, Metazoa, Chordata, Mammalia, Perissodactyla, Equidae. Gene Ontology annotation, cellular component: actin cytoskeleton; cytoplasm; focal adhesion. The record is from RefSeq and is a predicted model, not a curated record. Bases 347 to 1393 code for a protein of 348 amino acids. Gene Ontology annotation, biological process: cell projection assembly; substrate adhesion-dependent cell spreading; establishment or maintenance of cell polarity.
UUUGCUUUAAAUAAGGCAGUUAGGGAAGGCUCCCUGAAGGAGGAGGCAUUUAAGCUGAUGAUAAGGAUGAGGAUUCAGCCCUUUUAACAGCUGGGACAGGAGUUCCAGGCAGAAGGAACGCUCAGCGAGGAGGAAGCUGCCUGCAGACGCCCCCAGCAGGCCCCGCAGAAGCCACAGGCCUGGAGGAAGUGAGCAGCUCGGCCCCCGCCUCUGGACCAGCCUCUGCAGACCCCGCUGACCCGGGGACCCCAGCACCUACUUUCUUUCAGAGCCCGGGGACCACCAUUCGAGCAACGUGGCCUUCACUUCCUCACGUGCAGGAAGCGCCAGGGCCAGCCAGGGAGAGAUGGAGGCCGAGUCCUUGUACAACCUGCUGCAGCUACCCCAGGCGGGCCCACCGGUGGAGGAGGAGCUCCCACAAGGACAAAAGAGGAAAUACGUGCCGCCCACAUCGAGGAAGGACCCCAAGUUCGAGGAGCUGCAAAAGGUGCUGAUGGAGUGGAUCAACACGGAGCUCUUCCCUGAGCACAUUGUGGUCCGCAACUUGGAGGAGGACAUGUUCGACGGGCUCAUCCUGCACCACCUUUUCCAAAAACUGGCCGGGCUCAAGCUGGAAGUCGAGGAGAUCGCCCUGACAGAGGCGAGCCAGAGGCGCAAGCUUGCGCUGGUGCUGGAGGCCGCCAACCGGAGCCUGCAGGUGGAGGAGCAGCAGGCCAGGUGGAGCAUGGAGGCCAUCUUCAGCAAGGACCUGUUAGCCACCUUGCAUCUCCUCGUGGCCCUGGCCAGGCGCUUCCAGCCUGCGCUGCCCCUCCCAACCAACGUCCAGGUGGAGGUGAUCACCAUGGAGCGCACCAAGAGUGGCCUGAAGUCCGAGAAGUCAGUGGAACAGCUCACUGAGUGCAGCACAGAGCAGGACCAAUCAAAGAUUCGCAGACGGCGUCAUCCUGCUCCUGCUGAUCGGACAACUGCAAGGCUUCUUCCUGCACUUGAAGGAAUUCUACCUCACUCCCAGCUCUCCUGCGGAAAUGAGGGGGAAACCAAGGCCCUGAGAGGCUGUGGGACUUGCCGAGGACCACUCAGCUGCUCGGUGGCAGAUCCGACACCAGGACGGGCCUUCUGGUCCCCAGCCUGCUGUUCGUCCUCGUGCACCAUGGGGAUGCCAUCUUCAGUGGGCGUGCUCUCCACCCUCCCAGGAGGCAGGGUGCUCCUGAGGGUUGGGGGCUGCAUCGGAAAAGAUCAGGAUGAACUCACAAUCCUUCCCUGGCUAAGUAUCCUCACCUGGUCAGACUCACCUCCAGGCGUCACCUCCACCAGGAAGCCUUCCCUGACCCCCCGGCUGGGUGACCCCCUGACAACUGCCUUUCCCACUGGAGGUGGCCUCCUUGACGCAUGAUGGACAUCCUGGAUGAGGGGUGGGCCUGGCACUCGGGGGCCAGGGCCUAGGGGGGCUGCCUCAUUCUGCUGACAUCUGACG